AUGGGGAAGGACGUUGAGGUUGCUAAAAACGGCCAUUUCUCCACCAAGGACUACCACAACCCACCUCCGGUGCCUUUGAUCGAUGCCGUGGAAUUGACCAAGUGGUCCUUCUACAGGGCUCUCAUCGCUGAAUUCAUUGCAACUCUUUUGUUUCUCUACAUUACUGUGUUGACGGUCAUCGGUUACAAAAGCCAGACUGUCCAGGCUCACAACGGUGGUGAUUGUGACGGAGUUGGCAUCCUUGGCAUCGCUUGGACUUUUGGAGAAGCAAAGAAGAAGGGUCAGGCUUGGACAUUCGGUGGCAUCGCUGGCGGAUCAGUUGUAGAUGAAGUCAUUUGUCGCCGGAGGAAUAUCACUGUCAUCAACAGUAAGGUUUAG
Messenger RNA from Nelumbo nucifera (sacred lotus), 378 nucleotides. The record is from RefSeq and is a predicted model, not a curated record. NCBI's taxonomy places the organism in Eukaryota, Viridiplantae, Streptophyta, Magnoliopsida, Proteales, Nelumbonaceae.